AUCAAAAACUUUUCUCAUAUCACAAUCACAUACACUGAAGAUGAGCUCAUCCAACAAAGCUCAAGAUCGCCUCCAAUUCACUCCGAUUGACGAGAUUUCAAAGAUUUGUCAAGAACUUAGUAAGAACGUCUCAAAUGGGAUCACCAAAACUUUAGACUGGAGGAUCCAUCAAUUGAAGCAAUUGGGAUACCUCUUGCAAGACAAUGAAAACUUGCUAGUUGAAGCACUGGUCGUCGAUCUCGAUAAGCCGAAGACUGAGACUGUCAUUGGUGAAUUGGGUGGUACCAUAAAUGAGGUGAUUUAUGCCCUCAAGAAUCUCAAAUCUUGGCUCAAGCCACAAGCUGUCAAAACGGAUUUUGCUUGGCGCAUUGCCAGACCGAAGACGUACCAUGAACCAAAGGGUUUGGUUUUGAUAUAUGGCACUUGGAAUUAUCCAAUUGCUCUUGCGAUCGUCCCAUUGAUCGGUGCGAUCGCCGGUGGCAAUGCUGUGAUUCUGAAGCCUUCCGAACAAGCUCCGGCAAUUGCCAAGCUUUUCACCAAACUUAUUCCGCAAUAUUUGGAUAACAAUCAUAUUCGUGUCGUCAAUGGUGCUGCCGAUGAGUCUAAUGCUCUGCUGGAUCACAAGUUCGAUCACAUUAUGUUCACUGGCUCGGGGCGCGUCGCAAGGAUUGUAGCCAAGCGAGCAGCAGAACACUUGACACCCGUCACGCUCGAAUUAGGUGGAAAAUGCCCAGCGAUCGUUUUUGACGACGCGGAUUUCCCCGUCAUUGCUCGUCGACUGAUUUGGGGAAAGGGCGUGAAUGCAGGCCAGACCUGUGUUGCGCCAGACUAUAUCUUGGUUUCAAAGAAGAGUGAAGCUAAGUUGAUAGCUAGUCUGAAGAAAGCUAUGCUAGAUUUAUAUCCCCUUCCCUCUAUCUCGCAAUCUUCGUCCAAUAAAAGUGUGAACCCAUCGGGAGGAUCCGGCGAUAAUUCAGAAGUCCUUCAAUUUUGUAAGAUUAUCAACCGAAAGCAGUUUGAUCGACUAAAUGAGCUUCUUAAAACAACCAAAGGAGAUCUCAUCCCAGUCAAUGGCACUUUACAUUCAAAGGCUGAUUCAUACAACGCCGAAGAGUUGAGAAUGCCAUUGGCUUUGGUCCGAAACGUGAAGAAAGAUGACCCAUUGAUGCAAGAGGAAAUCUUUGGCCCGAUCUUUCCCAUUGUCACCUACGACCUUGAAUCACAAACGAUGCCUGAAAUCUUACGCCCGAUUUCAGACGCUGAACCAUUAUGUGUCUAUGUAUUCACUCAAACUUCAUCUAAUUUGGAGCUUGUCAGAAAACACACAAGAUCGGGUCAAAUUGUUUGCAACGACCUUUGUACCCAAUUGGCAAUCACAGGUUCACCUUUUGGAGGCAUUGGUCAAUCAGGUCACGGAAGCUAUCGAGGAUACCAUUCGUUUUUGACGUUCACUUAUAAGCGUCCAUCUAUCAGCCUUUCACCAAAGGUUGACUUUCUUUUCAAGACGCGUUAUCCACCUUAUACACCUUUUAAGCUUAAGAUUUUCUCUUCAACGAUGGGACCGGCUAAGAUCAAGGGACUAUCGAAACCAGAAGCAGUCCCGAAAAGUACGCAAGUUGCCAAACGUACAUGGUCCCUGCUUUAACCCCGAUCAGCGGUUUAAUUGCGGUUGACUACUACGUUGUCCCUUUGUUGAUAUGUAUGAGAUCAUAUAAGAGCAUCCACUAUGGGUGCGGUAACCAAGUGAUUUAUCGUAACUUUAACGCU
Molecule: messenger RNA, 1764 nt
Organism: Melampsora larici-populina 98AG31
Lineage: Eukaryota; Fungi; Basidiomycota; Pucciniomycetes; Pucciniales; Melampsoraceae
Exons: 9
Coding region: 41-1642 (533 amino acids)
Biological process (GO): aldehyde metabolic process
Cellular component (GO): cytoplasm
Molecular function (GO): aldehyde dehydrogenase (NAD+) activity
Source: RefSeq, a predicted model, not a curated record